AUGGUCAAAGACUCAACUGGACUCGACUCGACUAUGUAUGUACUUUUAUAUGGGAAUCAAAGGAAGAAGAUUGAGUUCUUGAAAGUCAGAGGCUUCCUAAAGAGGAGGAACAGAGAUAUGGAGAUUGAAGCUGGAAACAACGAAAAUUUUGUUGAAUCCCCUUUUGAAUAUAUGCAUUUCAUUACCUACAAAUCUGGAACUAAGGUGGAGUUCAAGCAGGCUCUGGUCCCUAGUAUGGUUUGCUGGAGAGAACACGUAUGGAAGCUCAACAUCAGGCGACUGAGGCAUCUCUUAUGA
Molecule: messenger RNA, 297 nt
Organism: Lactuca saligna
Lineage: Eukaryota; Viridiplantae; Streptophyta; Magnoliopsida; Asterales; Asteraceae
Source: the annotation of a GenBank genome assembly